Bufo bufo (common toad) is the source of this 1962-nucleotide messenger RNA. RefSeq names its product granulin precursor (gene GRN). The record is from RefSeq and is a predicted model, not a curated record. NCBI's taxonomy places the organism in Eukaryota, Metazoa, Chordata, Amphibia, Anura, Bufonidae. Bases 142 to 1872 code for a protein of 576 amino acids. Gene Ontology annotation, cellular component: extracellular region. The transcript is spliced from 15 exons.
CUGGCUGAAGCUUGUGACUGAGAAAGUGCCUCCGAGAACUACAGGACUGUCAGCCAAUAGGAUUGCCGGGUGGGCGGAGCGUUUGAGGAUAAGAGGUCAACUGGUGGAAGGUUCGGCAGAGACCCUGAGGCUGCAGACAGAAUGGUUCCUCCGUGGUCACUCCUGCUGCUGGUUGCCUUGGCCGCUGCUCUACAAUGCCCUGAUGGGACCACGUGUGGUGAGGAAACUCUGUGCUGUGAGCUGCCCAAUGGGAAAGGCUAUGGGUGCUGUCCAGAGAAUGAGGUCAUGUCUCAUUCCCUCCCAAUGAUUACUUCUGGGGUUUUGUGCUCUGCGGAUAAGGGUUGUCCUGAGGAAUAUUCCUGUGUUGGCACACCACAGGGAGGAUCUGCCUGCUGUCCUUUUACCCAGGGAACAUCUUGCCAGGAUGGACAUCACUGCUGUCCCUCAGGCAGCCAUUGCUCUGAAGAUGGUCAUUCUUGUUUCCCAGCUUCAAACGUAUCAGCCAUCGUCUGCCCUGAUGGAAGCUCAGAGUGUCCAAAUGAUGCAACCUGUUGUCAGAUGGCCGACCAAAGCUGGGGCUGCUGUCCUAUCCCACAGGCAACAUGCUGUAAUGACCACCUCCACUGCUGCCCACAUGCCUCUGUGUGUGACUUGGAACAUGGCAAAUGUGUCUCUGAGAAUGGCGAGGUUCCUCUUUCUAAGAAGGUUCCGGCUAGGGUGAAGCUGUUCCGUGCCAUCCUAUUUGACUUUACAGAAAUUGUCCAAAAAGUCACUUGUCCUGACAGAUCCUCUUGUCCUGAUGGAACUACCUGCUGUCCAACUGUGGACAAACGUUAUGGGUGCUGCCCCUUCUUGUCCGCGGUCUGCUGUGAUGACUUCACCCACUGCUGUCCUUCUGGGACCACUUGUGAUGUCUCUCAUAAGAAGUGUGUGAAUGCCAACUUUGAGAUUCCAAUGUACAGCAAGAUCCCAGCUUUAUAUGAGGAAGCUGAUGUUAAAUGUGACGAUACAGCCUCCUGCCCUGGCACUGCCACCUGCUGCCGUUUGCCCUCUGGAGAGUGGGGUUGUUGUCCCUAUGAAAAGGCUGUGUGCUGUGAUGACCAUCAGCACUGCUGUCCCAAUGGAUUCACCUGUGUUGAGGGCGAUUGUCAGCAGGAGGCGCUUUCUGUCCCUUGGUCUGAGAAGAUUCCAGCUGUAAAGCAGAAGACCACUGUGAAAUGUGACGAUACAGCCUCCUGCCCUGGCACUGCCACCUGCUGCCGCUUGCCCUCUGGAGAAUGGGGAUGUUGUCCCUAUGAAAAAGCUGUGUGCUGUGAUGACCAUGAGCACUGCUGUCCCAAUGGAUUCACCUGUGUUCAGGGCGAUUGUCAGCAGGAGGCGCUUUCUGUCCCUUGGUCUGAGAAGAUUCCAGCUUUAAAGCAGAAGAGUAAUGAUGUCCAAUGUGAUGAUGAAACUUCUUGCCCUGAUAAGAAUACCUGCUGCCGACUUCCGUCUGGAGAAUGGGGUUGCUGCCCUCAUGAGCAGGCCGUGUGUUGUACCGACCACCUUCACUGUUGUCCUUCUGGCUACACCUGUGAUGUGGAAGCUGGCAGUUGCAAUAAACCAUCUGGUGCUCUCAAAAAGGCUACCCCAGUCCAACCACUGGGCUACGUAUGGUGUGACUCAUCUCAUGCCUGCUAUGAUGGUCAGACUUGUUGUCUAGGGAUUGGAGGAAUCUGGACAUGCUGCCCUUAUACUCAAGGUGUGUGCUGUCCUGAUAGAGUGCACUGCUGUCCUUAUGGCCAUGUGUGUCUGAACCAAGGAGCACAGUGUAGUCGUAGUGGAAGUCUGCAAUGGAAUCUGCCAUGGGAAGAGCUGAAGCCUCGUCUGUGAGAAACCAGAUGUGUAAAUCCUCUGUAUCAUUGCACAAAGUCAUAUAAUCAACUGUGGAGGACACUGGAAUAAAUUUUCUAUUUAAACCUA